Molecule: messenger RNA, 1230 nt
Organism: Melampsora larici-populina 98AG31
Lineage: Eukaryota; Fungi; Basidiomycota; Pucciniomycetes; Pucciniales; Melampsoraceae
Exons: 3
Coding region: 16-1035 (339 amino acids)
Source: RefSeq, a predicted model, not a curated record
UACAUAUCCAAUCCAAUGUCCAUCGAUUUGAUUUCAUCUUGUUUACCAUUCCUUAAUAAAAUGAUGAACCAAUUAACAAUCUCAUCAAACGAACCAUCAAAUCAAGAAGAAGUUGAUAUCUUAAUCUUAGGUGCAGGUUGGACUUGCACCUUUUUAAUUCCAUAUAUCAAAACUCAUACUAAAUUAACUUAUGCAUCAACCACAAGAAAUGGUGGUGGUGAAUUUAAUUCAAUCCCAUUCACGUUUGAUUCGACUGGCAACAAUUCAAAAUCUUAUGAAAAAUUACCAUUUACCAAAUGUAUUCUGAUCACUUUUCCUAUCAAAGAAAUCGGAGCAUAUCAAACCCUUUUAGAGAAUUACAGUCAAACUCAUCAAAACCUUGAAGGAUUUGAAUCGGUUAAUGUGAUUCAAUUAGGUAGUACUGGAAUCUUUGAUGGAGGUCCCACUUUAAAUCCAACAUCCAAUUCAGAAAAACCAAAACGUUCAGAAACCUAUAUCGAUCGUCAUUCACCCUACGAUCAAACCAACAUCCGAGCGAAAUCAGAAGACGAAUUACUGCGCAUCAAUCAGACCAUUAUAGGAUCCAUGAAGUUCUAUACGACGGUUUUAAACUUAUCAGGAUUAUAUGGAAACGAACGAUCGAUCCGAAACUAUGUCUCAAAAGUAGCGCCUACCAAAGAAAUCUUAUCUACCAAAACUAGUAUUCAUAUGAUUCAUGGAAUAGACGUUUCAAGAUCGAUUCUAGAAGUUUUCAAUCAAUUUGAAAAAUCUAGAGGUCAACGUUGGAUCUUAACUGAUCAAAGAGUUUAUGAUUGGUGGGAUUUAGCAUCGGCUUGGGGUGAAUCAGGUUUACAUGGAAGAAAAACCGAAGUUACUAUCGGUCCACAAGCUAAAUGGGUUCAAGAAUUGAUGGUGACUGAUUCGAUUAAAGUCUUGCCUCGUUCGCCUGAUCAAUUAGGUAGGGUUUUAGAUAGUACUGAGUUUUGGAGAACUUUUGGGAUUAGUCCUGUGAGGGCUAGACUGGAAUCUUUGUAAAUGAUUUUUGACUUUCCAAUUCAAGAGUCAUCUUUAGUUUUUAAUAUCAAAACUCGUCUUUCUCAGUUGUAUUCACGCAUUGGUUUCCUUACCAAAACUCCGUUUUGUAUAUAUCACAAAGUCUUGUAUAAGUUGUAUACUUACUCACUUGAUUGAUCUUGGGAUUCAAUUGAUCAAAUUGAUCAUUUUGAACUC